AUGAAAAAUGAAGCCAAGUUGGUGUUAGGAGUUAAUCCCACAUUUUUAUUAUUAUUAUUCAUUCUAUUUCAGAAAGGUUUCUCCCUAAAUAAUUCUAGAAUUUCAUCCUCAAUGCCCCUAAAAAUAUCUAUACAAAGACCCAUCUUAUCCCCUAAGAGUAUUUUCAAGCUUGGUUUCUUCAAACCAGCCGUAGUAGGUAACCGUUGGUAUCUCGGAAUAUGGUACCGAAGGUUCCCUAAUGAAGUGGUAUGGGUUGGAAAUAGAGACAACCCACUCUCCAAGCCUAUCGGAACACUCAAAAUCUUCAAGAACAACCUCCACCUCCUUGAUCAAUACGGUAAGUCUGUUUGGUCAACCAAUGGGACUACUAGCCAAAGUCUAAAGAAGUCGGUAUUGACAGGAGAGCUUCUUGACAACGGCAACUUGAUAUUGCGAUACUCUGAAACCGACGGCUCAAGUGGAUUUUUAUGGCAAAGCUUUGAUUAUCCGACUGACACAUUACUCCCCGAUAUGAAAAUGGGUUGGGAUAAGACGUCGGGUCUAGAUAGGAUAUUACGAUCAUGGAAACACAUCGAUGAUCCUUCAACUGGCGAUUUCAUUUAUAAAGUAGAAGUCCGUGAGCCUCCUGAGAGCUACAUACGGAAUAAGGGUGAGCCAUUAUUCCGAAUUGGUCCGUGGAACAGCGUGAGUGACAUAGACGCAAUUGGAAAUUUGAGGUACGGAACCGACCAUCUCGUGGUGAGCACUGAGGAAAUCACGUUUUCAUUCAGCAAUAAAAAUGGUAGUUAUUUCUCAAUAUUGAGACUGACUUCUACCGGACUACUGAAACUGUCCACAUGGAUCCCAAGAUCAGGGGAACUGAAGAGGAUAUCUCAUAUGUUACCAAAUAUUGUUUUGUUUUUGUUUUUCCUAUUUUCAGGAGAAUUACAUUUUGAGCAUAUGGAACUUGAAACAAUUGUCUUGGCCACCCAAGGUUUUUCGGAUUCAAAUAAAAUAGGAAAAGGUGGUUUCGGAAUUGUUUACAAGGGGAGGUUACUUGACGGACAAGAAAUAGCUGUGAAAAGACUGUUGAAGAUUUCAAUUCAAGGUGUUGAUGGAUUCAAGACUGAGUUAAGUCUAAUCGCGAGUGUCCAACAUGUAAACCUUGUCCAACUCCUGGGCUACUGCUUUGAGGGGGGUGAGAUGAUUCUAAUUUAUGAAUACCUGGAAAACUCAAGCCUCGAUACUUUAAUAUUUGACGAAACCCAAAGUUGUAAACUAAACUGGGAGAAGAGGGUCCAAAUUAUUAAUGGAAUCGCUCGGGGGCUUUUAUAUCUUCACCAAGAUUCGCGGUAUCCGAUUGUCCACAGAGACUUAAAACCGAGUAACGUGUUACUUGAUAAAGAUAUGGUUCCAAAGAUAUCGGAUUUUGGGAUAGGCAAAAUCAUUGAUAAGAAUAAGACAGAAGCUAGCACCACAAAGAUCGUCGGAAGUUACGGUUACAUGUCUCCGGGAUACGCCGAGAACGGAACUUAUUCAACAAAGUCAGAUGUCUUCAGUUUCGGAGUCUUGGUUCUUGAGAUUAUAUGUGGAAAAAUGAACAGGGACUUUUAUAUGAACUCAAAGAACGAAGAGAGUCUUAUUAACUAUAUAUGGAGGUAUUGGAAGGAAGGAAAAGGGCUCGACACCAUUGAUCCGGUUAUCCUUGACCCAUCAACAUUUCAACCACACGAGGUGCAAAGAUGCAUACAAAUUGGUCUCUUUUGUGUUCAAGAACGUCCUGAUGAUAGACCCACAAUGCUAUCAGUGUCUGUGAUGCUUGCAAGCGACACAAUGGAGAUCGCUCUACCUAAACCACCUGGUUAUUUAAUACGUAGAAAUCCUUUUGAGACUGGUUCAUCAUCACGGGAAAAGCGAAACAAAGAAUCUUGGACUGUGGCUGAAGUAACAUACUCGACCAUUGAACCUCGGUAA
Messenger RNA from Camelina sativa (false flax), 1953 nucleotides. The record is from RefSeq and is a predicted model, not a curated record. NCBI's taxonomy places the organism in Eukaryota, Viridiplantae, Streptophyta, Magnoliopsida, Brassicales, Brassicaceae.